AUGCUACGUCGAUCUGUGUUAAAACCUUCAAUUUUCAGUCAAAGGAAAUUUUCUUCCAUAGCAUUUACCAGACCUGUUACUAUAACGUCUACUUUCAAGACAAGGCACUUCGCUCUUCAAUAUUCCACCUUUAAUGCACAGCAAAAUAACUCUAACAACCAACAUAAGAACACCAAAAAGAUUCCAUUAUGGCCCCGGAUUAAAGCUUUCACUUCCUUUACCGUAUCUGGGAUCUUGGUAGUGGGUGCUACCGGUCUAGCGGGUAUUGUUAUUUAUUUGAUUGGCGCAGAGUUGUUUUCUCCCUCAGGGGACACCCAGAUCUUCAACCGUGCCGUAACAAAGGUUGAAAAUGAUGAAACAGCUAGAAAACUACUCCAGUGCAACGAUACAGCAACUUCUAAGGAAAGAUUAAAGGCAUAUGGGGAAAUUCUAACUGAUGAUAAAUGGACAAGGAAUAGACCAAUUUCAUCUACCAAAAAAAUCGAUAAAGAGGGUAAAGAACAUUAUUUCAUGAGAUUUCAUGUAGAAUCAAAGCAGAAGAUGGGGAUGGUUCACGUCGAAGCAAAAGAAUCUGAUGUCAACUAUCAACCAGACUUUGUCUCUAUGUAUCUUGAUAUUCCAGGUGAAAAACGUCAUUAUCUCAUCAAACCGCAUUUAAAUAUCAUCACUAGACCAAAAGGGUUUUUGGGGGUUAAUUGGGGACCUAAAAAGAAUUAG
This is a messenger RNA of Kluyveromyces marxianus DMKU3-1042, 717 nucleotides long. RefSeq names its product Tim21p (gene TIM21). Lineage: Eukaryota; Fungi; Ascomycota; Saccharomycetes; Saccharomycetales; Saccharomycetaceae. The record is from RefSeq and is a predicted model, not a curated record. Gene Ontology annotation, cellular component: TIM23 mitochondrial import inner membrane translocase complex. The coding region runs from base 1 to 717 and encodes 238 amino acids. Gene Ontology annotation, biological process: protein import into mitochondrial matrix. The transcript has a single exon.